Oryza sativa Japonica Group (Japanese rice) is the source of this 1614-nucleotide messenger RNA. RefSeq lists its product as uncharacterized. The record is from RefSeq and is a predicted model, not a curated record. Lineage: Eukaryota; Viridiplantae; Streptophyta; Magnoliopsida; Poales; Poaceae.
AGCCAUAAACAUGAAACAAUCACGGAUAUCCAAACGAACAACCCGAAACCGAAACCGACACAGAGUCGCCCGGUCAGACCGCGGGCUGACCGGUCUGACCGCUCGCAUAGCGCCAGUCUGACCGGCAUCACCUGCCCGGUCUAACCGGACCUGACAAAACAGCAGUACCUGUAUAUCACCUGUAAAUCCAAUCAUCUCAAAAACUCCUAUCCAAUCAUCUCCAAAUAUCAAAACCAAUAAUCUCAAAUACCAAUUAUUUAUCACAGAAUAAGAAUCAAAACACACUUUGAUCUUACAGUAUAGUCAGCGGAAUACGAACCGAAAGAGACACCAACAAAACCAUUCUAUCGAAUGGAGAACUGCCAACUGAUAAUAGAAAGCACAAGACGCUAUUAUUGAUUUUCUAUUUGGUUAGUGCCUAUAAAACCCAUAACAAAUAGCUGAUCAGUUCAAGCAAUUUCAUCCAAGAACAAACAUCUAUAUACUAUAAAAAGUACAAGUUCAUCCCUAAUCCUACAAUCCUUCAGAUCCACUAUCACGUGGGACCCACCUGUCAUCCCUAAGAAAGAAAUCAUGCACCAUCGUCGCGCACGAAGAAAAAAAAAGAAACGCUGAAGGGACACACGAUCCCACGAUCAGAUAAGAAAAAAGGAGGAAAAACCGCUCGUGACCGAGAAUGGCGUCACUAUGCCGCCCGGCGCCAGCGAUCCAUGCAUUCACCGCCGUGUGCGCCCUCCCACCGCCCGCUCUCCACGCCUGCCGUCCGUCGCCGCUACACCACAACACCGUGCGCCGCCACUGCGAACCAUUAAUUCCGCUCGCAGCCAUCGCACUUCCACGCCGCGCGCCACCAACCGUCCCUGGAUGCUGCACACAGGUGGUGCCGGCCCAACCCCAGCGCCGCCGCUUCCCAAGGUGUUUCACGCCUCCGGCGCCGUCCUUCUCGGCCGGAGUCGCGCCUGAACCUGCAUAUUCUCGGGGAAAGCUCUACCGACUGCCUCACGAUCCCCUCCACCCACGUCUCCUUCCACGACCAUCGCUGGCCCACGAAUGCGUUGGCAAAGGUGGCGCAGCCCCUGCCCAAGACGGAUUUCAGCCGUGCCGCCCACGUCCUGGGCGGGAUCCACCUUCACUCGUGGGGCUCGCCUGUUCCACCACCACCCGUGACGGUUCAACCCUCGCUGUCGGCCUGCCGCUGACCGGGAAGGGAGCAAUCCGCGUCGCCGGCGGUGAGUUUCUCUAAGACUAUUGAGUUGCUUGAACGCUUCAAAGACUUCAGGCACCAACCUGAAGCUCUUAUUCUUUGAGGCCAACAAGUUCAGGGAACAAUGAAGAAUCGUUAAAAUACUAUAAGCAGGAAGGUCCCUUGAAGGAUUUCAGCGAGAGGGGAACCAUGAAUCAGCUUUGGUUGCUUAGAUCAGAAUGCUCCUUCCGAAGUAAUUUUUGUUACAGCAUUUCCCCAACGUAUUAUGCACAGCUAUCUAAUUUGAAGCUAUAAAUUCAAUGUUGUAUUAUUUUUGUUAUAUACAAGUAUAUUGAAAUGAGGUAUGCCUUCACCUUGUUUUUUUGGGUGGAAUUGAGGCAAAUGGAAAAGGGCAAAAGAUUGGCCAUCAA